Raphanus sativus (radish) is the source of this 1246-nucleotide messenger RNA. RefSeq lists its product as uncharacterized. The transcript has 2 exons. The record is from RefSeq and is a predicted model, not a curated record. Gene Ontology annotation, cellular component: NSL complex. The coding region runs from base 69 to 929 and encodes 286 amino acids. NCBI's taxonomy places the organism in Eukaryota, Viridiplantae, Streptophyta, Magnoliopsida, Brassicales, Brassicaceae.
GGCGAUUCAUCUCUUCUAUCUCUCUCCUCCUCCAGGACCAGACUCGUUCUCUCUCAUCGCCGUGAGGAAUGGCUUCUACAUCGAAGCAAAAUCCUUCUUCUUCAAAACCUCCAAGGCACCCGUUCACCAACGCCGCCUCAACCCCCACGAAGUCCGGUGUGGCGGAAGACUCUCGAUUUCGAAACCCUAGCACGAGCGUCUCACCGAUCACGAUGUCGCCGGAGGAUCAAAUCCUCGGACGCUCCACACACCUAACACGACCGGAGCUUCUCCGGCGCCGAUCGCACAACCUGAAGCAGCUCGCUAAAUGCUACAGAGACCAUUACUGGGCUCUGAUGGAGGAUCUCAAGGCCCAACACAGAGAGUACUACUGGAAGUAUGGUGUUAGUCCUCUCAAAGAAGAGAAUCAUCACCACCACCAGAACAAGAGACGUAAAGUUGAAAUCGAUGGGGAUGAAGUCGCUGCUGCUGCUGCUUCCGUUGUUGAAGGUAGCGGAGACAACAACAACGAUAACAACAACAACAAUGGUGGUAACUACUGUGUGGCUUGUGGUAAUGGAUGCAAGUCAAAGGCGAUGCCACUCACGAAUUACUGUCAGCUUCAUAUCCUCUCGGAUAAAAGGCAGAAGCUUUACACUUGUUGCACUUUCGUCAAUAAAAAAGCUCAGUCGAAAGCGAUAACGUGUCCGAAACCAACACUUGCGUCGACCCUUCCCGCCUUGUGUAAUACGCAUUUCCAGAAAGCCCAAAAGGAUGUCGCUCGAGCUUUGAAAGAUGCUGGUCACAAUGUUUCUUCAGCGAAUAGGCCUCCGCCGAAACUCCACGACAUUGUGGCUGCGUUUGUGCAUCAUAUUCAGGCAAAGAGAAAAUGCGGUGUAGGGAGAGAGGGGAAGCUAAAAACUUCGGUCAAAGAAGAAAGUACAAGCUAAAUAAUGGAAGAGUUAGAAGUGCAGAGAGAAAUAACUUGUUUCCACGACUGGAAGGUAAAUGUAUCACCCACCACGUGUAGCCGGUCCUAAUAUGUCGAUAGAGAUUAGAUACUGCAAAAUCAGAUAUGCGUUCAUCAUGAAGAAAGCUGAUUUUUGUAGUGUUAAGUCUUUUGGCUACACUGGAGAAUCAUGUUGUAGAUGUUUCUUUUUUUAAUGAUCAAAAAAGAUGUUUCUUCUUUCUUUGUUAAUCUUAGGAAAGUAAUGUCUUGUGGUGUAUUCAUUCUAUUUUGCGGUUAAUGGAGGAGUUCUUACCGUUU